GUGACGCAAGUCAAGAAACGGAACAUCUUAAGUUGCCUCAUAUUCCUCAAACAAGCACCUUCGAGCCAAAAAACGGUUUCCAUGGAGAAAAUGAGGCGGACUUUGAUGUGGGCAUGGCAACUGCUUUUUGUCCUCCUGCGGCUCGCUGCAUCUCUGGCAUCCGAGCAUACUAUCGUUUUUCCCCGGUUGUUGGAAAACAGAGCUGCUAACGGACAAAGAACUCUAGUUGUGAACGAUCACAUCACUUUGCAGCUGGCACCAAGCUCUGUCUUCGCUGAAGAAUUCACAGUUGACACACUGGAGGAGGGUUCCCCCGUUAAAUAUUACUUUCAAGGGGAAGAAUAUGAAAGAAACUUAUACCACGAUCGUCACCACAAGGCUUCGUUAACUGUAAAUACAGACAACGGCAUUCAGGUGGAAGGGCUAAUUGGAAGACAUUUACGCAUUAAACCAGCGAUUGGAGUCGAACGUUCAUUGGAUGGUCAGGUUGCUCAUAUGCUUUACAAAGUACAGCCAGGCGUCUCUCGUAUGCCUGAUGGAAAAGAGUCCGAGACCGCAAAUAGAUACCAUAGAGACAUUUUCGACGUUGAUGUAGAUCGUAACACAUCUUAUCCAGUGGAACGGAGUGAUGGAACGUAUGUAGCAGAGGUAUAUUUAGUGUUGGAUAAGUACUUUUCCAAGGUAUUUAAAUACAAGAAAGAAAGCAUUUUGGACUACAUAUCAAGAUUUAUAAACUCGGCUAACAUGUAUCUUAACUCAAUCGGUUCCAACUCAGUCACUGUAAAGAUCGUCGGACUGGAUAUCAGAAAGAAAAAGGAUACGUUUUUGAUGAGAAUGAAGGGGAGGAAAGAUAAACUCUUGGCCGACGAAACCCUGGAACAAUUUCGCAAUUCAUAUGGCAAGUCAAGAGAAUACAAGGAAUCUGACCUUUUCAUGUUGAUGACCAGACUUGACAUUGCUGAAGGAGAUGACAAGAGUUAUGAUGAAAGUGUCACGGGUUUCUCAAUGAUUGGGGGAGCUUGCACAAUCUAUAAAGCUGGCUUUUUCGAAGACGAACCUUACACGUACUACGGGGUGUACGCAUUUGUCCGAGAAGUUUCCCACCUACUUGGUAUUGUGGACGAUGGAAAGGAUCCUUAUGCUUGGAUUCCUGGCAACACUGGGGCAAAAAGUUGUUCUCCAAAAAGCGGCUACAUUAUGGGCACUCCGGAUGCCGCUGAUCCAAAUGUUCAGUACAAUCAUUAUUAUUAUUCUUCGUGCAGCUCAAGACAAUUUGAAACAUUCGUGAGGAAUCAAGAUUGCCUCACCAAGUUGAACUACAAAUCGCCGAAGACGAAUAUUACACGCGGAGUACUUCCUGAUAAGUACGACAUGAAACAUAUCUGCAAGAUUAUGCACGACGAUUACGAGAAUGUGGCAUAUAUUUCCAGCGUUGAAAGACUACAGAACUGCAGGUUUCGAUGCGCAUCUCCCAAAGAUUUUAGGAACCGGUCUGUUCAGUUCGAACAUUUUAUGGAAGAAGGAGCUCCGUGUGAUCAAAGCGGUCGCGGUGCUAAGGUAUGCCGCAAGGGCGUUUGUCAACGUAGAAGAUAAGCACUGUGCCACCACAGUCAACGGCCUUUGUUCCACAUGCAGAAGGCAUGAAUCUUCAAAUAAAUAUUAGGGUUCUGAAAUAAAACCAAUUUAAACUUA
Ixodes scapularis (black-legged tick) is the source of this 1692-nucleotide messenger RNA. RefSeq lists its product as uncharacterized. The coding region runs from base 82 to 1593 and encodes 503 amino acids. Gene Ontology annotation, molecular function: metalloendopeptidase activity. Lineage: Eukaryota; Metazoa; Arthropoda; Arachnida; Ixodida; Ixodidae. The record is from RefSeq and is a predicted model, not a curated record. The transcript has 14 exons. Gene Ontology annotation, biological process: proteolysis.